AUGACUAUCACUCGCUCACAGACGGGGAAAACCCCCAAAAAAAUCCAGCGUGAUGGCUACGUAGACACCCCAGGGCGUCGUGUCACCAGAAGUCGUUCGUCCAUUACUCCCGACUUAAGCGCGGAUGCCGAGACCUCAGACAUGUCCACCUCUACUUCGUCAAGCCUAAUCCUCGAGAACUCAGUGACUACGGGAAGACGUGUUACUGAGAAGAAACAGGAUGGCUAUGCUGUGGAUAACCUCGCCGGUCAGAAAAAGGCCGCCAACGGGACUGCGUCGAAGAAUUACAAAAUCGAUGAUUCAGGCCACUUCGAAUUUGGCGGGUCUCUGGGCUGUUUAUCCAUGAUGAUCGGAUUCCCGUUGCUGAUGUAUUAUAUGUGGAUCGGGGCAACAUAUUAUGAAGGAGGCCUUCCAUUGCCCGAAGAAGGACAGACAGCGAAGGAGUUUGGACUCCAUCUGCUUAAUCUGGCGUAUGACGGCGCUUUCCCCAGCGCUAAAGCGUGGAUCACAUACUGGACUUUUUUCGUCUUUGAGGGACUGUUCUAUUUGUACCUUCCUGGCAUCUAUGUCGAUGGUCGGAAACUGGAGCAUUUGGGUGGAAAACAAUUGCCGUAUUAUUGCUCCGCAUAUGCGUCUUUCUACACGACGAUUGUAGUCGCCAUUGGUCUCCAUGUUAGCGGAUUGUAUAAACUAGAUACAGUUAUUGAUGAAUUUGGUCCCUUGAUGAGUGUUGCCAUCUUGACUGGUUUCAUCGUCUCCAUCAUUGCUUACAUCUCUGCUCGAGUUCGUGGUGCCGAGCAUCGCAUGAGUGGCUACCCCAUCUACGACUUCUUUAUGGGUGCCGAGCUCAAUCCGAGAUUAUUGGGAAUCUUGGAUUUCAAGAUGUUUUUUGAGGUCCGGCUUCCUUGGUAUAUUCUAUUUCUGAUAAGUUUGGGAGCGGCGGCUCGACAGUGGGAGACUUAUGGUUAUGUUUCUGGCGAGGUUGUGUUCUUGGUGAUGGCCCAUUAUUUAUACGCCAAUGCAUGCUCGAAAGGGGAAGAAUGCAUCAUAUCUACCUGGGAUAUUUAUUACGAAAAGUGGGGUUUUAUGCUUAUCUUCUGGAAUCUUGCUGGUGUCCCUCUAAGCUACUGCCAUUGCACCAUCUAUCUUGCCAACCAUCAUCCGGAUACCUACCGCAUGAACAGAUAUGCGCUUUCCGCUUUGUACAUCGUCUACCUGUUUGUUUACUGGGUGUGGGACACCACCAACAGCCAGAAGAACCGCUUCCGUCAACAACGUGAGGGUGGUAUGAUCCUGAGAAAGACCUUCCCCCAAUUACCUUGGCAAACUGUCAAGAAUCCUCGAACCAUCACGUCCAAAGCUGGCCACACGAUCUUAGCCGAUGGGUGGUAUGGAUAUGCUCGGAAAAUCCAUUACACCUGCGAUCUUAUUUUCGCUCUGAGCUGGGGUUUGGUCACUGGAUUUAAAAGCCCCUUCCCUUGGUUCUAUCCCGUCUUUUUCGCCGUCAUGAUCGGUCAUCGAGCGUUUCGAGAUAUUCAACGUUGCAGGGAGAAGUACGGAGAGGCCUGGACCCAGUAUGAAAAGGAGGUGCCUUAUCUCUUUAUUCCUUACGUCAUUUAA
Histoplasma mississippiense is the source of this 1620-nucleotide messenger RNA. Its product is annotated as Delta(24(24(1)))-sterol reductase. Gene Ontology annotation, cellular component: endoplasmic reticulum membrane. Gene Ontology annotation, biological process: ergosterol biosynthetic process. Lineage: Eukaryota; Fungi; Ascomycota; Eurotiomycetes; Onygenales; Ajellomycetaceae. The transcript has 5 exons. Gene Ontology annotation, molecular function: Delta24(24-1) sterol reductase activity. The record is from RefSeq and is a predicted model, not a curated record. The coding region runs from base 1 to 1620 and encodes 539 amino acids.